Molecule: messenger RNA, 723 nt
Organism: Lactuca virosa
Lineage: Eukaryota; Viridiplantae; Streptophyta; Magnoliopsida; Asterales; Asteraceae
Source: the annotation of a GenBank genome assembly
UUUAAUUUUUGUCAUUUGUUACAAAAAGAAAAAAAGGAAUCAAAUAAUUUUGAUGAAAUGGAUUGAGGUACAAAAAUUUGAAGUCCACCGGAAAAUAUAUCUUAUUUUCAAAAGGUAAGACAAAACCACCACCGCCGCCACCGUGGCCCACAAAAUUGGAUGGUUCUCUCUACCCAUCUCCCACCAUCCUAUUACCACCCACUUUCUUGCCUUCUUCUACCUCAAAACACCCUAAAGACACACACACAUACACACCAUUUUUAUCACACUUCUCUCUGAAAAAAAAUAAACACUAGGAUCAAUGGAUCAAACAUCCCCCAAAUCUCCAUCGCCACCACAAACACCGCUGCUGUUCAGGCCUCUAGUUCCGACGGCAGUUACUCCUACUCCUCUUAUUAUACCGAAGGUUUUCAAAUACCCAGAAAUGUAUACGAGUCCUACUGAUUUGAUCAUGUCCCCUGUUUCAAAGGGCAUACUUGCAAGAACCACGUCGAAGAAGUCAUCUCUCCCGUUACUAAAUUCGUCUACUACAAAUAAAGAACAACACAAGAUGGAAGCUUCUAUGUUUGGAGAAAGGGAUGCUCUUGGAAUUUGAAAAUUUUAUGUUAUUUUUUUUAUUUAAAUUGUAAGCAAAUUUUAUUAUCAUAAUUGUGGUUUUAUUUGUAAAUUAAUAACUAUAUCUAUUGAAAAUCAAAUUUAAUCAAAUAACUAUAUCUAUUGCAA